Messenger RNA from Hermetia illucens (black soldier fly), 21062 nucleotides. RefSeq names its product protein lap4 (gene scrib). Lineage: Eukaryota; Metazoa; Arthropoda; Insecta; Diptera; Stratiomyidae. Gene Ontology annotation, molecular function: protein binding. The coding region runs from base 1388 to 10648 and encodes 3086 amino acids. Gene Ontology annotation, cellular component: postsynaptic membrane; adherens junction; postsynaptic density. The transcript is spliced from 32 exons. Gene Ontology annotation, biological process: neurotransmitter receptor transport postsynaptic membrane to endosome; neurotransmitter receptor transport, endosome to postsynaptic membrane. The record is from RefSeq and is a predicted model, not a curated record.
CAGUCCAUUCAAAAUGUCAUCGUCGUCGCGUAGUGUUUAGAUUUUGCUCCUGAGAAAUCGGUUAAGAACUUGUGCAGAUUCCAUCCGAUUGCAUUUAAAGCGUGCGCAGCAUCAUUCUGUAUCUUCCCAGCAUCCACUCCGCCAAGCUUUGCGUGAAAUAAUUUGUGAAUUGGCGGCUUUGCGUGCAAAUAAACAAAUUCCGUAGAACUGUUGCCGUCGGACUCCUGUCCUCCGUAUGUGAGUGUGUGCGCAACAACCGCGGCAACCUUCCCAGCAGCGUGUACACCAGUAUCGGCGUUUGACGUUUCUCGUCGUACGAGAUCGCAGUGGCUUGCGCCAGUGCUCGGUACGUGGAAUUCGUGGUCUUCUCUCGGGUCCGUCUCCGUCGCGGUUAGUCGAAUUUUCGAGUUGAGCCGAGUGCGCGUCUUCGUUUGCGUCUCGUCUGUCGCUGGAAUUGCUCCUACUGCUGCUGCCUUUUGCGAUCCUCCUGGCUUUUCCAAAAACACCAAAGUUUUACACGAACCGCCACAAAGCGCUUUCCCGGCUGCCAACCCGCACGCCACUGUAGUUCGUAGCUCGCCGCUGAGUCCUGUCUCGUCCUUGUCUCGUGAGUGCGUGCGUGAGAGUGUGUGCGGUGUUCGUGCUUGCGAAGCAACCAGGAUCUGGCGACGUCACCAGCAAAGUGGAAUUCGGUGAAUUGUGUGGCCGGUGGACGGCCAGUGAAAAGUGUUUGGCGCUCGCAUUGGGCGUGUCGUGGCCUCAGCGCUCCCGUGCAGCAGUCCCAGCCAGACAAGGGCAGUUGUUAGUGCGUGAUCCCGGCCCCAGUUCGCCUCCGUGAGCAGUUCCUCCAAGUCAUGUCCACUUACAGCUGCUACGGACAAAACAUAAAAGGAUUUCCCGCGUUGUAGUCGUGUUCGUGUCGUGUACGUACGGUGUCCGAACAGUUGAGUAAACAUCGCGCGCGGUUGUGUGUGUGCAAGGUAUCGUCGCGUUCGUGAGUGAGGGGCAGGGAGCGUUCACGUCGGGGCUGCGCCGCCUUGUGCCACUUGUCAGUGAAGUGUGAAGUAGUAGAAAAAUCGUAGCGUAAAACGGCGACCCAGUGCUAAUCCGAGUCCUUGUCGCAGAAUAUCCCCCGUGCGGGCAAAUUGACAUUUCCCUCGCGCGCGUUUGCUUUGUCCUGGCAGCUUGUGUUUCGCGCGCGAGUGUUUAAUGGUCGUAGGCGCAGGCUGCCGUGCUAGCACUGAAACUCGAACGAUUCGCUUUGAUGCAGCAGUCAAGUCACUCGAAAGCUACGAACCCACGAAAACGGCAGCAGAAUUAGAAGUGAAAGAGUUGUCCGACCUCCGCCCCCGUUUCCGACGCCUUCAACAUCGUCUCGGUCGCCACAAUGUUCAAGUGCAUUCCGAUCUUCAAGGGCUGCAAUCGACAGGUGGAGUUUGUUGACAAACGCCACUGCUCGUUGCCCAGCGUCCCUGAGGAGAUAUUGCGGUACUCGAGAAGUUUGGAAGAGCUGUUGCUCGAUGCCAAUCAUAUCAAGGAUUUGCCAAAGAAUUUCUUUCGACUUCAUCGACUACGAAAGUUAGGACUUAGCGACAAUGAAAUCAACAGAUUACCGCCAGAUAUACAGAAUUUCGAAAAUUUAGUGGAGUUGGACGUUUCAAGAAAUGAUAUCGCAGACAUUCCGGACGACAUUAAACAUUUACAGAGCUUACAAGUAGCUGAUUUUAGUUCAAAUCCAAUUCCCCGCUUACCGGCCGGUUUUUCACAAUUGAAAAAUCUAACAGUAUUAGGCUUAAAUGAUAUGUCAUUAUCAUCGUUACCCGCGGAUUUCGGAAGCUUAACACAGUUGGAAUCGUUAGAAUUACGCGAAAAUUUACUUAAGGAAUUGCCUGAAUCGAUAAGCAAUUUAGUGAAACUCGAACGUUUAGAUUUGGGUGACAACGAAAUCGAAGAAUUACCCGCUCAUCUAGGCUCCCUGCCAUCGUUACAAGAACUAUGGCUGGAUCAUAAUCAGUUACAGAAACUUCCACCGGAAAUUGGCCUACUGAAAAACUUAGUAUGUUUAGAUGUUUCCGAAAAUAGAUUAGAAGAAAUCCCCGAAGAAAUUGGUGGACUUGAAAAUCUCACCGAUUUACAUUUAUCACAAAAUCUUCUAGAAUCAAUUCCUGAUGGAAUUUCGAAUUUGCAUCGUUUAACGAUACUAAAACUGGACCAAAAUCGAUUGCAUACAUUGAAUUCAAGUAUUGGAGCAUGUGAUUAUAUGCAAGAAUUGAUUUUAACUGAAAAUUUUUUAAUCGAGCUUCCACCAUCAAUCGGCUGCAUGACGAAACUGAAUAAUUUAAAUGUCGAUAGAAAUUCAUUAGAAAGUUUACCAAUAGAAAUUGGUAACUGCACAAAAUUGGGUGUCCUCAGCUUGAGAGACAAUAAGCUGAAAGUUUUACCAGCCGAACUUGGGAAUUGUAGUCAGUUGCAUGUUUUGGAUGUAUCUGGAAAUCAAUUACAGUAUUUGCCAUACUCAUUAGUAAAUCUUCAGCUAAAAGCCGUGUGGCUGUCUGAGAAUCAAGCACAACCUCUUCUAACAUUUCAACCUGAUACAGACGAAGUAACCGGCGAACAGGUGUUAACAUGCUUUUUACUGCCCCAGCAGGAAUAUCAGCCUAUCAGUCCAGAAUAUCCUCCGGGUCAGCUGUAUAGAUCAAGUGAAAAAUUCGAUUCCAUGGAACUUUUUCAACCCGACGAAGCUAUUCGCGAACACGAAUCCGAUUCCGAUGGUUGGGAGGAGCGGGAAGCCUCACGUACACAUUCCGUUAAAUUUUCCGAGGAAUCUACCAACGAGAAAGAUACACACUUCGUCCGACAAAACACGCCCCAUCCAAAAGAGCUUAAGGCCAAAGCGCACAAAUUAUUUGCCAAGGAGCGUAGCAAACGGGACGACAGUGGAAAUCUGGAUACAUUGUCCGAAGAGAGCUCGUCUAAACCCUCUUCGACCAAGCACGAGAUGAAUUCCACAACGAUGGAGAACUUAGCUGAAGCACAAACCGAGCCAUUCCUUCCGCCACCGACACCAACUGCUGUAACGAUAGUCGAGACACAAGAGACCCACGAGUUCGAACCAAAUCCAGUAGCACAAAACACCACCGAUGUGGAUGCUGAAUUGGAAGAAUAUGAAUAUAAUGAGCGGCGGGUUGGUUUCACAAUGGAUGCAAAAGAUGGUGAAUUACCUCCAGAAGAUGAUGAUUUUAAAACCCGACCAAUGAAAUUGCAUAGAAGAGAUACGCCACAUCACCUGAAAAAUAAACGCGUCCAGCAUGGUGUCAUUGAUAAGGCAGCCAGUGAAAUUUUAGCGAAUGCUUUGAAAAAUCAAGAAAAGCAACUACAAUUGAAUCCUGUUACAUCACCUAUUCAAGAAAUUGCAGAGCAGAAAGAAACGUCACAGAACGAUGAUGUAGAUAGUGUGACGGAACUUCGUGAAGAGCAGCAUGAAAUUCAUAUCGAACGAACAUCAGCCGGAUUGGGAUUAAGUAUAGCGGGUGGUAAAGGCUCCACCCCAUAUAAGGGUGAUGAUGAAGGAAUAUUCAUUUCAAGGGUAACCGAAGGUGGUCCGGCAGAUUUGGCUGGAUUGCGCGUAGGAGAUAAAGUGUUGAAAGUAAAUGGAGUCUCUGUGGUUGAUGUAGAUCAUUAUCAUGCCGUCGAAGUGCUAAAAGCAUGUGGAGCUGUACUUGUCCUGUUUGUUUCACGUGAAGUGACAAAAUUAGUAGGUCAUCCUGUAUUCAGCGAAGAUGGUUCUGUGGCACAGAUAGCAAUUACGGAACCAUCACAUGAUAUUCCAGCCAAAACAGUUCCUCCACCAAUUCAAAUUCCUCAACAACAACAACAGCCGGCAAAUGUAUCGCCGCAGCCACAAAAUGUCUACAACACUUUGCAACAGCAGCAACCUGUCGCUGCCGUAACAACAACACCCGCAACACAUGAACAACAAAAUGCAAAUGUCCAACCGAAUGGCAUUGUUGAGAAUGGACGGGAGGUUGUGCAUAAAGUGACGCUUCAUACAACAUUAAUACGGGACCAAAUUGGUCAAGGACUAGGUUUCAGUAUUGCUGGCGGUAAAGGUUCGCCACCGUACAAAGAUGAUUGCGAUGGGAUUUUCAUUUCUCGAAUUACGGAUGGCAGUCUUGCACAUAGAGAUGGCAAGAUUAUGGUCGGAGAUCGGGUCCUAGCUAUCAAUGGAGUCGAUAUGACCACAGCAUAUCAUGAAACGGCCGUUCAACUCUUAACCGAUCAUCAAAGGUUCGUUCGGUUAGUAUUGCAGCGUGAGAUUCGAGGUCCUCUCGAACCACCACAAAGUCCGCGCAGUCCUUCUUUGUUGAAGGGACUGAGCCCUACCGGCUACAUGGCCAAUCGUCCAGGCUACAAACGUUCUAUUGGCGAUUUAGUAGCCGAGUCAAAUAAAUACAUCACACAACCAAUUGCCUACGAUACAAAUAAAAAUACUGUUGUUGAACAAACAACAAUUACAAAAACAAACGGUUUCGAUCAAAAUUCCGCCCCAGCAGAAUCCAUUCCACAUGAUAUGCAGAACGAGAAUGUGCAAAUCCAGCCUGUUCCUGCACCACGUCGUUUAACUUCAAGCAAUUCCAUGUCUAGUGAUGCACCAAAUCAACAAAAUGGUGCGCCUGGCGCAAAAAUAACUGAUGAAGAGAAAGAGGUACCACCGAGACCAUUGACUAGUGCUGAUUUUCAAGCUAUGAUACCGGCUCAUUUUUUACGAGGCGGUACGUCACAGCAUGUGCAUGUUGAAAAACAUGAAGGUGGUCCGUCAGUAACGGUGACCGUUAAUAAGGCUGUGCCAGAUUUGCCGAUGUUACCGCCGGCACCAACCGAAUUAGGAUGUGUUACUGAAACAAUAACAAAAUCUACAUUUACGGAGACUGUUAUGACUAGAAUAACUGAUAAUCGUUUAGCGGAACCAUUAAUUAGUGAGGAUGUAGCAUUACCUAAAAAUCAAGGAUCAUUAGGUUUUAGUAUUAUUGGUGGCACCGAUCAUUCCUGUGUUCCCUUUGGUGCCCACGAGCCUGGAAUAUUUAUUUCACAUAUUGUUCCUGGAGGUAUUGCUGCAAAGUCAGGCAAAUUACGUAUGGGCGAUAGGAUACUUAAAGUAAACGGCACAGAUGUUACAAAAGCUACACAUCAAGAAGCGGUUAUCGAGCUUUUACGACCUGGAGAUGAGAUUGUAUUAACAGUACAACAUGACCCACUUCCGAUUGGAUUCCAGCAAAUUACGAUCAGCAAGAAUGAAGGAGAACGGCUCGGAAUGCACAUUAAGGGUGGACUUAAUGGGCAAAAAGGCAAUCCACUAGACCCGACCGACGAAGGUGUUUUCGUUUCAAAAAUCAAUUCGAAUGGUGCUGCAAGACGAGAUGGACGACUCAAAGUUGGUAUGCGCCUUCUGGAAGUCAACGGAACCUCAUUGUUAGGCGCUACUCAUCAAGAAGCAGUUAAUUCUUUACGCGCGGCUGGAAAUGACAUUCAGUUAGUAGUGUGUAAAGGUUAUGAUAAGUCUAGCUUGAUUCAUUCAAUUGGGUCAGCCGGUGGAAUGAGUACGGGAUUCAAUUCUAGUAGCCGACAUGGGUCGAGAACAUCGGAAACUGGGUCAGAAUUAAGUCAAAGUAUAUCCAGUUUAGAUCGUGACGAUGAAGAUAAUCGAACAAGAAGCGAAUCGGAGGUAUUUAUGCCGAGGUCAGAAACGAAUGAUGUGCUACCUAAUGCUGGAGUUCCUCCAACAUCGCGAGAUGUAGCCUUGGUCAACUCGGAGCAGUCAUUAGUUAGUACAAGGGAGAAAAGUACACCUGAAAAAGUGCUAGAUAUUGUGAGAGCGGCAGAAUCUCUGGCGUUAUCCGACGCACUUCCACCAAAAUCACCAGCCGAUCAUCACGAUGAUAAAGUUCAAAAAACAACAACUUUAGUUAUGUCGAAACACACACUGGAUACACAUCCUGCACCACAAGCUCAGAAGGACAUUAUGAGAAAUCCUGGAGUUGUUCAACAGCACCAAAUUAAAAUAAACUCUUCUUAUACGCAGACACCAACAAUGAACAAUUCCGAUUUGGAUUCAGAUUCAGGGAUUAGUACAAUCCCAAGAACAGCAGCUAGUCUUAGGAAAGCUCAAGGAUUACUUAAUGCACAGGAAAGCGGGACUCAAACUACAUUUGAAUCAAAGAUGAAAAAAGCGACAAAUAUUGAAGAGCAGGAAGCGGAUAUGAACGAUGAUGCCUUUGUUGAAGAUGACGUUGAUGAUGAUGAAAUUGAAGAAGAAUUGAAGUCUUUAGGGCGAAGGAAGCCAUUUGUACGUUUAGAUACUUUUGAUAUCUACGAAAAAGCUCAACGUAAGAAAAAGGUAGAGGGUAAUUAUCGGAAAAUCGAAUCAGAUGACGAGUCCAGGGCAAAGUAUGUAAUACCGAGCAGUUCUGAUAGAAGUUCUCCCGAAUCAUAUUCACAUCGAAAAUCUGUUAGUUUCGAUUUGAGUGGAGAUGAAAGAUCGAAAUCAGAUUUUGACCGUUCAUAUUCACCUGAAACGGUCGGACGACGCUUCUACUAUGACUCAGAACAAGAUUACGAUUCAUCUUUGGAUUCAAGAAAAGGCCGCGAUCGUGGAUUGAAAGGUAUCUUGCGGUCAUCAAGUCCAUCUUCUGGUUCAGAAAAACCAAGAUUUAUGAUUGCAAACAGGAUUAGUGAAUCUGAGUUCGAAAACUAUUCGGUUCCUGAUCUGACUGAGGCGAAAGACAAUUCAGACGAUGAAAUUGAACGAGAAAAUCCUUUCAGAGAAGCAUUCCUUUCGAGUCAAAAUUGCAAUAUAGAUGAUAUAAAGAAACUGGCUAUAAAUCGGAGACCUGCCCGUGACAACUUCGUAAUGGGAAAACAAAUACCAGUUCAUGCUUUGUCGAAGUCAAAUGAAGAUUUGUACAAUCCUGUGAAAAUUCCUAUUCGUAAGCCUGUCCAUUUAUCUACCGGAAAUCUGACCGAACAACCUAAACGAAGACCACCACCACCGAUUCCACCGAAGCCAAAAAUAAAGCAAGCUAAUGUGGUGCGAAAUACAGCUUUAACCCAAUUUCAAAACGACCUAGAACAUGGAGAUUUCAUUCAAUAUGAACAUAAUGCCGAGACGAAUACUAUUCGCGAAGUUCCCGCGGACCGACCAAGUUCAUUCUUCAGCCCAGAUAAUCCUCUCCCCCCAGUACCAGUUAAGAUCACUUCAAGGAAAUUGAAUGCCAGACCGGCAGAAAGUCCUCCACCACCACCAGUGAAUUUAGCGACACUUCCUAGUAUGGAUGAAAUAUCUAAUUCUGAAAAUGAUCCAAUAAUUGUUGAAAUAGUUCCAGCUAAAUUCCACACCCUACCGACAGCAAAGCGUGCUGAAUAUGUUCAUGAGAAUUCACCGGAUAACAUUUUGGUUCCGGAAGACGUUCACCGUAACGUUUUGCUUCAAGAAAAUGAGAUUCGUAAUCUCAUGAAGGAGACAUCAGAAACAAUUUCGGUAAAUUCAUCAACUUUAGGUUCAACUAUAUCUCCAGAAGCACUUCCAAUAAGUAAUCCUGUAACAACAACUGCUACUAUUUCCAUGCCACCUGAUCAACAGGCGAGAGGAAUACAACUGCAGCAAUCUACGGCGUCUGGUGUACCCGUACUUUCACCAACACAAAUAUUUCCCCCACCACAAAUUCUCCCUGUACAAUACACUCACCUUCCAAUGCCACAACAGCCUGGCGGCUACUAUCAAUUAACGCAACAACAACCACUACCACCGCCACCCCCAGCAAACUAUGUUCAAUUAGGCUAUCAAACAUUGGGUUAUACCAUACCGGCUCAGCCUAUUGCUGGAUAUAGUACUUUCAUGUCACCACCGCCAUCAGCGAAAACUCCGAAGACGGUAUCCGAUAAAAAGAAAUUUUUCGAAUCGGCAAUGGAAGAGCAACAUAAACCAUCCCCAAAACCUGAAAAAGUUUUCUCAUUUCUAUCGAAAGACGAAGUGGAAAAGCUGAAGCAGGAGGAAGAAAAGAAAAUCGCAACACUAAAAAACGAUAAGAAGAAUCGUCUAGGUGACGGUGGUAGCGUGGGCGUUGACUUUACUGGAUAUGGCAGUGUCCUAGGGGGCGAAGACGAUGAUGAUGAUUGUGAUGAUAAUGAGGGAGGCAGCGAUGGAAAUGCUAACAACGAUAACGAUAACGACUACCAGAACGACAAUAAUGGAGAGAGAAUAUUGGGCAAGGACGACUAUGAGAACGACAACCGUGGCGAACAUGAAAAUGGAGAUUCACGACAUAUCAGCUCGCACAGUAUGAUACCAACUAUGAAACAACGACAAAUGAAAAAACCAGAGCCUUUGUUAAGGUCCUCCAAACCAUCACCCCCGCCCAAAUCUCCAGCUUUAGCUAUGUUCGCGUCUGACUCACCUAGUAGAAUCCCUAUUCGGACAGCUAACGCUGAAAAGCGUAUGAAACAGCGAACCGGCUCCACAGGUAGCAGUAGCCAAAGUCUAAUUGAUAGUGAAUCCAAACCUGAAAGGAUUCUGAGUCCACUUGAAAUCCAAGCCUUGAAAGCGGAAAAACGUGCCGCUUGGCGACAAGCUCGCUUAAAAUCGCUCGAACAAGAUGCCCUUCAGGCGCAGGCAAUGAUUCAAAGUAUGAAUCAGAUUGCGGAUGACUUCAUCGAGGAAACUAAAAAGGAGAAAGUUAAAUUUCCGCGGAUUGCUAUCAAAUCUAGUCCAGGCGCUGUAAUUGUUCGUGAAAGGGAAAAGGUUGUUGAUGAGAAAAUUACCCGGCGAACUGAAGAAGUUCCAUGCCCAAUUACGGGACAACCAAAAUUACGUACGGUCGAAUAUGUUGAAAAAGUCAUCGAAACUGAGGUUGAAACCUGUCAAGAGAAGAUUAUAUCACUAGAGCUCGAAGACCCCGAAAGAGAAGCAGCGCCUGUCUUACAAGAGGGUGAUGGAGAUGAUGAGUCCGCAUCAAUAGUUACAAUACGUUCGAAUCCAGAUAAACUAUUUUUAAGACAGGAUCCAAAUGAGAACGACAGGCACAUACACAAAAUGAAUAAAUCGACAAAACAAGAUCUGGAAGAAAUAGAUGGAAAUUCGCUAGGUUCAGGUGGUCCGAAUUCUAAAACAUCAUCAUCAUCUAUGCAAUCAGUUCCGAUGCCACCCCUACGGACUAUCGUUGAAGUUGUGAAUCCUGCCAUUGCCGGAGAUGGAUCAGCAAACAAUAUUGCAAUUGGACGCUCUUCGGAUUGUUCAUAUCCCUCCUUCGACUCUUACAGUCAUGAAACAAACAUGUACUCAUACGAUAGUACCCAUCAUAAACAUUUAGAUUCGGAUAAUGCACACAGUGACAACCAAGACGAGGUGGAAGAUGGAGAAGACGAAGAUGAUGAUGAAAGGAUUACCACGGGCUAUGAAAACAGAAGGAGCUACGGAGAACACGAGCUCUCUUUGAACGAUAAAAUGAAAAAUGUUUUGCAGGAGCUACUGGAAAAUGAACGAGUCAAAUUAAAUCUAUCUCGUAGCCUGAUUGAAAAUGAUUCGUCGGAUCCAGAAGAAGAAGAAGACGACGAUGAUGAAAUGGAAGACGCAGUAUUUGAAGGCAGUAACGCUUACUAUCAUAAUCAAGAUUGUGACGAAUAUGAAAAGGGUGGUCAUAUAAAAUUUCAACAUAAAAUAAAAUCAAAUGGAAAUCACCAGGGCAUGGAAAAGGGUUUUGAAUCAGACAAUCUCAAAGGAUCUACUGUUCAUUCAUAUCAAACGGUAAAGGAAGGAAAUAUAUCAUCCCAGAGAGUCGAUGCACAUCUUGAGCCUUCUGACGGAUAUGUCUUUCUUGUGGAUGGCUGUCGGGUUUAUAGAAAUCCAAAUACUGAAAUGUCUUUUGAUGAUGAUGAUGAUGCUAUCAAGAGCAAGACAACUACAACCACAACAACAACAACAAGUAAGACAGGAACGAAAACGACAACAACUACCAGAACUAUUAUAAAGGACUAUUCUGGAACAAUAGCAGUUGGAUUGCCGCUGGCAAUAAGCGGAGAGGAAAAUGAAUCAUUUAAAGAGAUGCUAAUAUCACAGAUGCAGCAUGUAAAUGACGAUAAGGAACAUGUCUCAGGUUCCGGUGAAUUGAAACCACUAGAAUCACAACUUCCCCAACAUCACAUCAUGAGGUCGAGUGGUGGCAACGGCAACAAUGACUACGACGUUGAUGACAAUGAUAAAAUGAGCAGCGGUAGGGAAAGUGGUGUUCAGAGCAAGCAUCAACACCAUUCACUUGGCGAAAUAGAUACUCACCUCGUUCCUGGACCUGAUGUAGAGGACGAUGAGGAGGACGAGCUCGAAGGUGGUGAUGAGGACGUUGACGUCGAGCAACGUAAUCCGAAAAUUACUACAAGCAGAAUAAAGACUACGUCCAAUGACUUUAGCACAACAACAGUAGCGGAUAAGGAGCCAGAUCAUCAAGUGUUGUCUACAACAACGACGACAAUAGUUACAACAAAUCCUGAAGAUGGACAAGUGGUCAAACAGCAAAGUACUAAUCAGAGCAGUACAACAGCGACAUCAACGUCGGUGACAACCAAGAAAAAGAAAAGAAAACCGAAGAAUAAGAAAAAGUAGAUGAUGGAGUAAUAUGAUACUUUUUAUGAUAUUUUACAAAGCUAAUUCUAAUGUUUCUUUUUGUAAAAAAAUGCUUACUUUUAUGUUAGGAUAAGUGCAAGGAUACUCGGAUGGGAUGAGUUGAGUAUUUUGGUAGGAGAAAUAUCAUGAAAAGAGGAUGCCAGUUUGUUAUCUUUAGAAAUUCGUCAGAAGGAAGUCACUUUUGAAUGUUUCCAAAUAAUCAUUGAAUGCGCGUGGAAAUAAUGAAUAAGAAAUUAAUUUCAAAAAUCAGAUCUUUUGAAUCAUGUUUGUUGGUAAAUAUCCAAAGACAUUCAAGAUAAUUUUUCUGAAAAAAAAAAUUUGGUAAAAUUUAUUGUCUCAUCAUGUGGGAAAUACGAAGCUGACCGUAUUUGAUAAUUAGGGCUCCCAAUUCCACACGAUACUAGAUGUUCUUUGUAAACGUAAUUUUUCUCCAAAUUUUUCGUUCCCCGUCCUUGAGGUGCUCUUGAAUCUUAUCAUUUUGCUGGGAGAACAUUUCAAGGUAAUGAAAUUUCGUCGUGGCAGCAAAAAUAAAAUGAAAAUAUGAAAAGUAAUAAAGUAUAUUAUUAAAAGCAAAUUGAGACAAAUGUUAUCUGGAUACUCUUUGUUGGAGUGCAGGCAAUGCAACAGUGAGGCGUAUAGAAUCAAAAAAUAAUGGCUGAUCGUUGCUUUUCAGAUAACACACAAUUUGGAGUAAUUUCCUCCUGGGUAACAGCAGGGAAUAUAAAUUCAAUGUGUAAUGCGAGACUUCAACAUUACAGGACUUCAGUGGAGUGUACAUAUGUCAUCACCCCAUUCACCUUUUCACAUUGUUACUUUUUUCUAUUUCAUUUUUCAUGACGCUGUGCUCCAGUUUUAUUAUAUUCGUACUUAAUACAGUGCAAACGAUAUGUCCAUGCCAGAGCGGCAGCACAAAGAUAAACAAAAACAUCCGUGACCAAGAGGUAUUCGAGCCUGGGGCAACGAGAUUGGGGGGUUAACGCUCAGCCGAUCAAUUUUGUGCCGAUUAUGUUAAAAUUCAAUGCAAUAAAAAAGUGUUUUAUUUUAUCCUGGUUUUCCUGCAUCCAUUGGUACUGUAAUAUGAAUAACGUUAUUAAUCAAACUAUUUGCCGUCAAUCUUGCUAUUUCCAUCUGAUGCAUAGGAGAGUAUUCUUCCAGAGGGUUUUUCUUUUUGAUAUUAUUAGCUGGCUUUUCUACAACUAAUAACUAGCACCGGAUUGACAAAAUAAAUCCAUAUUUCAUCUUCAGUGACAACAGACAGAUAAAAUACAUUCAAUCCUUCUAAUAAUUUCUUUUUAAAGGGAUGAGUCCUACAUUCAAAAAUUGUGGUGCUGACAUGUACGCGAGACUUCUAUUAGUAACUAAUGACUUUCAGUAGUAACAUGGAAGCAAAAUGUCAUCCAAAGCUUAUAUAUGGAUGUCACUCUGUAAAGUAAUUAUGAAUGUUAAAAGCUUAAUAUGUAAUCCCGGAUCCACAUGCUUGCCAAACCUCGACAAGCCGUCGUAAAAUCAAACGUGUGGGUAGAGUGUUUGGCUUGGUUUGAAAACGCCUGCAACCGAUCCGAUCGAGUGUCGGUUUUUUGACAUACAUCUAAAGGAAUUUGACUGCCUGCUCAGAGCGUACUAAACCACUUGGAAACGUACGAAUGGCAUAACAAUCUCUUUCGGUUUCAGCGCGGUUUGUUUGACAUGUUGUAAGUCUUUUCUGGAUGGAAAUCAGCAUUGUUACCAAGGCAAUCUUAUUAGGGUUCCAUCUAGAUUUAGGCAUAUUCUGUAAAAAUUAAUUUUCGUUUACUUAAACUUUGUUUGGUGCCUUUUUUCAUGUUGGGGCUUAAUCAAAGACAUGUGGAUGGGUAUCUCAGUGGAAACUUGCCAUAAAAUGAACUUCGAUUCCUUCUAUAGCGAAAGCCACCAUGUUUGGUUUUUCCUAUACACCUUGGCAAAAAUAAUAAAAUUAAUUAGCUAAAUUGACAUUUAUAUGAUACCCUUCAGCCGAAGUUAGAGGUUAGAGUUAAUUAUUACCUGGAGUUUCACCUUUGGAAUUUUAUUAAUUAUAUGGUGGUUUUCUCUGAAAUUGUGGUUUUGGAUUCUUUGUCGGAGGGCGCCAGUGUUGAGAUUGUGUUUAGGUUUCAAUUAUCUUUACUGAAGUUUUUCUCUUCACAAAGAGGUAGCCGCUAACGAAGCGAAUUUCCCAUUUAGCGGGACAUUGAAUUAACAUUUUUCGCAAGAGAUGAUUAUGGGUCAAAAGUUUUCAACAUAUUAACCACGCACUGGUCUCAUUCUCUGCCUCCUGGGAGGUGUUGCCGACGUGGCCAAAAACCAUUUCCUAUGGCCGUGAGAACCUCGGUGUACCUACGUUCUGAACGUGCCUUGUAAUACUGGGACUCUGUGAGGUAGUAGACUUUCAAAUAUAUUGCGAAAGUUUUAACAUUUUUAUGCUCCGCUGAUCCGUUCUUAUCCUUAUUUAUAAGAAUAACCAGAUCUCCAGCAUCAUUUCCCAAGUUACAUUAGACAGAUGCCAUUGAGUUGGUAAAGGUAAAAUCGAAGGGUCAAAAGAUGAAAGAAAAGGUUGAAAUUCUAGAACAGUUCCGGGUGUUGUUGGCCCUGAAUAUUAAGAAGUUUCUGUUUUUCGCUUCCUGAAUCCCUUCUGGCAUCUGUCUGACAAACAUUGAUACUGAAAUCCGUUAAAGCUUUCUAAUGGAGGAGAAUCAUAUUCUAAAACAUGGCAUAUAAUACCAAUAGUAAAAUUUGAUAAAGAGUUCAUUCAUUUCUAAUGUAUAAGAUGUAUUAGGAUUAUUUACAACCAGUAAAAGCCUGAAGGAUUAUACAGAAUCUGUGGAUGAGGAUUUCAGGCUCAAUCAAUGCUUGACUAUCAUUGCAAAUUAAUAAAUAUUUUUAUUGGCAAAAGUUAGUAAAAUGUUUGUAGAACACCGUUUUCCACUUUGAUUCCAGCGCAUGAUGAGGAAGGAUGAAGGAACUGAUCGUCAUCCGUUUCAUUUAAUUUAUAAGAAAAAUUACAAUAGUUUUCGAAAGUGGGAACGCAACAUAUAUUUUUUGAAAAGCCAUAGUGCAUUUAAUUCAAUAUAUUACUUAUGUCUUCAGGAUUAAUUAAGCAGUAUGUUCAAAGAUUGCAAGUUUGGGUACUUUAUCAUUCUACAGGCUAGUUCUAUACACCUCUUGGCAACGUUGAACUACGAAGCUAAAAAGAUACUUGAAAUUAUAGCAUGAAUUACAAUCUCAAAGUUACAAAUUCUGCCUUUCUUUAUUCAUAAAAUCAUUCCAGAACAUACUCCAAUCGGAUAAAAAUGGUUGAAAAUGUCAUUUGUAAAUAAAACUGAAAUAAACCCUCCAGUUCUUCCCUAUAAGACCUAUAAAAUUGGACAGAGCUGAGUGAGUCUUAAAAAUAUGAGUUGAGUUUUUGUAAAUGUUUGGCAAGCAGUUGACUUAGCUGUCUAAAAUUCAAACGUUGAAAGCCAUAGGUGGUAAUGAACUCCUGUUUUCAAGACAAUAUAUGUAAGAGAGUCAGGAAACUUACACAACCGAAAACGAUAAAAAGAUUUCCUAUAACAACCAUGUCCCAUACAAAAUUUUGUCUGAUAAUGAUCUACUCUCCAGCCCUUUAGUACGACCUACUUCCACGGUACAAAUUCUUCAGAGCUACCACACUAUUGCUGGUCUUAUCUGUACAAAUCCUUCCUAGUAAUUUUUUGGAAAUCCACAGUCACAUAAGGUAAAUUUGUUCGCCUUUAGUAGGUUUAUGGGUAUCAUAACACAUAUUAUCUUAUCCGAUGUUAUCUUGAAUGCGCAGGACAAACGUAAGUAGAUGAUAUGCCGAACUUAUGCUUCUUUGAUGUAAGGCGUUGACUAAUGCAGUCGUUUAGAUAGGGGCCGUAAAUAUAUUUCAUUCAUUCUUCAUCGCGUUGUGCAAUAGUCUCUAUAUAUAUCAGAAUGUGUUGUACCAAAUCGGCCGCGAGCCUAGCACUGUACUUCGCUCUUCCGACAAUAGGUGACCCCCUGGCUAAAUAUGUCCUAGGUCUUGGAGCUUUCUUCCGGGCGUAAUAUAAGUGCAUCUUGAAAGUCGGUGUGGUUACGAUCAUCACCCUCGGGUAUCUAGUCAUCGAUUUGGAGUCUCUCUAUUUUCUUCGGUUAAGUCUAGCACGACGAUUCGCAAUUAGCUUCGAUAAUACCAUUUUUAUUUUGCGACUCCAACUAAUACUAGAUCGUUGCGAACCGAUCCGCAGCGUAGCCGUAACGGGAAGGUCAAACGUACCUUUAUAUACUCUUCGCUAGCGCCAGCCGUGGGCCUACUGCAAUAGAGAAUUCCAAAUGCCUGAGUCUAUCGUCAAGAUCAUCGAGUUGCUUACUUGCAAACUCUUUCGCCAUCAUUUGACCGUAACGGAACCAUCUCUACCUGUCUUACCAUUAGUUGCUUUUAAAAACUUGAUUGAGCCUUCUGAUCUACCCAUCACAGCCUACUGAAUCUGACUUUACGAAUAACGGUAUCGUCACGAUCUCGCUCAUAGAUUUCUUAUUUAGAUAUGCGUCAGAAUAGCUCAUCAUCAUAUUAGAAGCCGAAAAUUUCAGGAGGAUUUGGUUUAUUUAUGACUAAAAUUCUUGAAGAAUUGAUUUUUCUCAUCAAAGACAUAGUCUUGUAUAAUAGAAGCUAUGGAGAUACACUUGAAGCGGGAGGAUUUUCGUCUUCUUCAGCCUUUGAUAGAUCGAAAUAUUGGCGAGUUGGAAGUCCCGCCAACUGAAGACGACGGACCAUUACGCCCCGUUGCUGUUCUGAUUUUGAUGACUCUAUCGUAAAUUUGGUCCUAUUUCGUUCAUUCGUCGUCCCACGCGAUCUACGCGCAUCUUUUUAUCGCAGUCCAUUCGAGAUAUUCAAUCCUGCCAGCAAUAACUUCUUCUUGGCGAUUUUCAACCUUUUUCUAGAAGUUUUUCUUCGAUUGCGGCUUUCAUUACGAUCUAUAAAAGAGGUCCCAAUAUGGAAUCUUCCACGGUUCUCUAUGUGCUCCAUUGGGUUCAUGCGCAACGUUCCCUAGGAACUGCUCCUAGAGGUUACUUUUGACAAGUCGAGUUAAAGAACCACGGUACCAAUUCUGCCAAAGUGUAUCUAAUGUAGUCUCAAUCGGUCGGAGUAAAAGUAUUUUUGGCGUUUAGCAUCACUACUGUGCAAGAGUUGCCAAGGAUCAUCAGAUCACGAGUAAGAUCUACAACUCUUGUUAGUACUGGUUUUUGUGGAAAGUCUGCUUGCAAAUUAACACAAUGAAGUGGUAGGUCCUACUUGUUAAGUAGACAAAUAACAUAAGUGUUGGUUAAUGAUAAGCCCAAUUUUAUUCUAACUGUAAAUAACGAUAAUAAUGCCGUUUUUUAGUAGAGAAUCCCUUAUCCGUUACAAAAAUCCUCUCUCUUUCCACCAGAAUAUUUAUCAAGUGCCGAGGAAAGAUUUGAAAUUUUCGGUUGGCACAAGAUGAAAAUACGGUUCAUGAGGAAUAAUUUUCCUUCGUUUAACUUCUGUUAAGUUGUGAAAGUUUUAUCAGCACGAACAUUGUCGUGGUAAAACAUAACUCUACUUGCAAUUAAACUAGGUAUGGUAAUUUCCAUAAAAUUAUCAAACUGCUGACAGUAUGUACUUUCCAACAGUGCCUGUUUUAUUCGGCGGUGAAAGUUCUAGCUGCACUGGUCCAUGUACAUUCCAGUUCUAAAGAAAAGAUAGCUCUCUAAUUAAAGGUAAACCCAGUAUAUUUUUUUAUAAAUACCGAUAUGCCCCUUCCUUAGUAUUCGGUAUUUAAUAUCGUAUAUUAUCGAUAUUCGUUUGGUAACAAUCACUGAAGAACGCAACAUUUGGCUCUCCAAAAAUCUAUUAACAUAUGUCAGAUAAUAUACUAGAUCUGCCUUGAAAUAAAAAGCAGUUUCUUUUCUUUAUAUACUUUCUUAUAUGUAUAUUUUCUGCGCUCUGACAAUCUUAAACUGCCUGCCGGUGUCUGCUACCUAACCCAUUGGGUGGCUCUUCAACCUGAGAUUUCCGUGCCCCGGGGUUCUGUUAAUGAAAUAACAUUUAAAGUUAUCGAACACUCCAUGAUGAAAUACUUUUUCAAAAGACCCUCAAUUUCUUUCCCUAUAUACGUAAAUUCGCCGUAAAUUUCGACGAUAAGUUUUGUUACAACAGUUACUAUCUUAUCGCUGCGAAUCAUAAACCUAGAAUGUCGAGCUACGCGACUGGCUAUUACGAAAAAAACAAUUAUUUUAAGGGGUCAUUCUCAGAAACUAUCCAUCUUAAAAAUCAGAUAAAAAAAGUGGUAAUGGCGCCCUGGCACGGCAUUUAGACCUUCAAAUAUUCUCCAUUCAAUAUCGAACUGGAAAUUUUCGUAAGUAGUACUGUUAUUUAUAAAGUUACCUUUGACUACAGUUGCGUCUUACGAGUUAAAUUGGAGUACCCUCUAAAGGAUAAAAAGUGGUAUUACAUUGAUGCGAAUAGUCGGACAUACUCAAAACAUAUACAUUACAAGCUACGUAUAAAUGAAACUAUCGUGUACAUAAGUAUUCUUAUACAGAAAGCUUACAAAACCUUUCAUACCUGAAGUACCGAGUCCGAUGAGUUGAAAACUUUUCUUUAUGAAUAUGUUUGCUUCUGUAUCACAUUACUAUUGGGAGCCGGAAUAAAUAACAGGCGUUUUCAGGCAUUCGAAAAUAAUUUCAUUUAAAAAAUAUUUUCAACUGAAAUUAAGUAAAAUAUUUUCCAUCUAUCAUACAUAGAUGACCUUUUGCCAUCCUUCGGGCAAAGUAUGAAUCCCACUGUGAAAAAUUCCUAAUUUUUUCAAGCGAUCCCUGAGUCGACCCAAUUUUCGGCUUUCGAGUAGUUUUUGAAAUGCUGCGUCGAUCGGGGCAAAUGAUUGUCCGAAGGUGCAAUGUCCGGACAGUAACGCGACUCAAGCAGAAUUUCCCAGCCAAGCGACUCCAACGUUUCUUUUGCAAUUUUCGCAGUAUGAGGUCACAUUCGUGUGUCUUUCGGCCUAUUCAGGUCGUUUACUGUGCAAAGUUCGACUUAGAGCGAUCAUUUGUUCUCGAUAACGUUCAGCUGUCACAGUGACAUUCGGUUGCAGCAAUUGCAUAAUAGAACAUACCUUGCUGGUCCCAUCAGAUAGACAAGAUAAGUUUUUUGUGGUGAAUGCCUCGUUUUGGUGUCGAUAUUGCCGGUUCACCUGGCUUUACUCUUGCUUUUUUUCGCUUAGGAUUGCCAUACUUAAUCCAAUUUUCAUCACCGCUAAUUAUUCGAAACAGGAUUGACUUCCAUUUUGUGUCAAGAAGCAGUUCGCAAGCGAGUAGUCGCCUUUCUUGAUGUCUUUCAGUCGUAAACGUGAAAAUUACCACUUCUGAAUCCCUACAUCUGCUUCCCAAUAGUACAUAAUCACCAUAAGCUUCGACAAGCAAUCUCUGACUUUCAGUGGCACUUUCUUUCAAUUUGCAAAACUAUAGCCAAACUUCCCGUAAAAGCUGUUUCGUGGGGAAAAAAUUGUCCAUCCUUGGAUGAUUAAAAAAGUACUCUGUACACUUCAACUAUCUGUCAAAUAUAGAAUUUUGCAGCCUGACUUGUCAGUAAAAUGAUAUGAUAUUUUCAUGUUACAAUUUCUAUAAAAAAACACACCGGGCUAUCUAUUGUAAAACGCCUGUUAUCUAUUCCACCUCUCAAUGUAUGUGAUCUUUUCUCGUUAUAACUUUGUCCAAAUAAAAUGAUUUCGAUGUCAGAGAAGUUGCUAUAGAAUCUAGCAGAGGCAGAGCCCACUUGUAUCCAAUUCUAUCCUUUUAUUGAUGGAUGGAUGUGAUACUCCCAACUUGCAUCCUAUCAAUAGGUUUUCUUCCUCCUUUCAGAAUUGGGUAAAAUUGAUAGACAAGGGGAGUUUCCUCCAAACUAGAAUUUUUACUCAUCAAUGUAGAUAUAUAUUUCGGGACCAACUUACCCUCUUCAUCAGUACUGAUCGUGGUAAUUAUAGUUGAAACGUUUGACAGUACAAUCAAUGCCAGAAUUAAAUGAGAGACAAUUAGAUAGUUUCGUCAACAUUUAAAGGGGUGAAAGUCUUAGCGCUCAGUGUUCAGUGUUUUUGAUGUUGCUUGGAAAUCCUAUGUACUAUUGUUAAGGGAGCUAUAGUAGGUUAAAAUUGUCUAUUUUCCGUCAACUAGUUGUACUCUAACACAUCAUAGAUUGUCAUUAUGACAGUGAAAUGAAUAGUCUGACAUUCUAAAUGUAUAUACGCUACGAAUUACAUACAUAUAUAUCAUGGACUGCGGAAAUGGAAACGUCGUGCAUCGGAUUAUUUUUACAUAAGAAAUACAUAAUCCUGCCUGAAAGAUUAAACUUUCGAUUUCCAACUUGUUAAUGCUUUCUGAUAUCAGGCUCAUUUCAACUAGUCUAAAUCUCUCGGAGGAGUGCAAGGUUUCCAUGUUUGCUGGUUUACAUGUUUGUCAAUCACGCCCAACGCACUCGUUUGCCUCUUUGCUAGCCAAUUCAGGAAGGUGUGCUAAGUCCUUUGGUUUUUCGGUUCUUAAAGCACUAUUCACAAAAAUCACUAUAUGCUCAUUGGAAUGAAAAUAAAUGGGUCGAUUGUGCUCGCGAAACUUAAGCCUUUACCGCCGAGGGAACAAAAAUAUAACGCGGAUUGUGUUCUCACCUGAUAUGCUUCUGAUGCAUAAUAACCUUGACAUCUCCUGGUCUAGAUAUAAGGAGACGCCCUUCGCAGUUGACAAUGAAAGUUUGGAUGUUAACUUUGUGCAUCUUUGACACUCAUCGUUAUAACAAGGGGGCCAAAUGCGGGAUUAUCAAAUCGUUAAAUUUCACGAAAGUGAAAUUGGGGGGGGGGAUGUGGACAGUUUCAGUGACAGUAAUUUUAAGCUAGGCUAUAGGCUCACAUAUACGUGCGAUUUUCGUUGCAGAAAAGAUGAAGACAAUCUUUCAUGGAAAAAGGAAUCAAUGAGAGCUUGUCCGCACCUUUACUUUUUCUUUCAAGAUUCGCACGUUUUAAAACUUAUGUAACUCGUGGCAAAACAAUCAACAAAGAGAGCUUCCCGCUAAUGCUUAUACAAUCUUAACGGCAAGUAAGUGGUUGCAGGAAGACUUUUAAAGGAGAUCUAACUUCACUAUACUUCAUUUAGACUACACUUCAUCAUUUUUCUCCAUCAAACUUCAAACUUUCCUCACUGCGGUCAUUACUCAACAAUUUUCAUUUACGACUUUUCCACGGCAACAUCGAAAAUGACCCUAAAACGAAAGAAUUCGGAUACACAGACUUGACAACUUUCCAAUAAGUUUGCCAAUUUUUAUUACCGUUGUUUGCUAUCCACGAAAGAAGUUUAUCUUUUGUUAUGUGCUUUUUGUUCUUGUGUUCUACGACUUUUCCUCUGUUGUAGUUUUCUACUUACUUUUCAAUGGACCGAAAGGGAUAUUCUUAUGGGAAAUGGAUAGAAGAUAAGUAGAUAUACCAUCGGAUGCUUUCAUUCUCCUUUAAGGAAUUUUUCUGCUUCUUGGGUAUGUGUAUGUUGGGGUUUACGAUAUUUGGGAGAAUAGUUGUUUGCUGCUGCUUCAUGGGCCACAAGAAGUUUAAAUUAAUCAUUUGGCCUGGAAAGUCGAUGGAUGGAAUGUUGAUGUUUAAAAGCGAACAGGCGUUGAGACCGAAAACAAAAGAGUGAAUUAUAGCACUGUUGUGACUUGUUGUCAGCUUAUUUAUCUUUUUCCGGAAGUUGAAAAGGAGAUAAUAGAAUAGAGUAUAGUUGAAUAAUUCCCAGGGAUGCGUUUGCAAGGAACAUAUAAAAAUAGCUUCGGGAAUGAAAUUAUUAGCUUUUGGUGGAUUACAUAUUAAGCGGUUGUCUAUUAAUUUCAGCGUAAUUGUCCCAUACUAUGCAUGUCGUUUGGCUAUUCUUACCACCUUGAAAAGCUCUAUACAAGUCAGUUGAGUUUAAAAUUACGUGAUAAUCAUUAAUAGGGUAAAAUCGACUACCAUAGUAUUUCCACGAUUCAUUGCCUCUACAUUAAUUUUUCACAAUGACUGGCUAUUCGGACGGAAAUGUGCAAUAUCCACUUCGGGAAAGUGUUCUUCCAUGUGAUUAAUAGUAAUUCAAUGGUUGAGAAAAGUUAAGAAAUUGGCAUCGUCUUUUUGAGAUGAAUAAAAGUAAAACUUUAUAAUGACUGUUCAUUCACACUUCUUUGAAUCAUUGGAAAGACAAAAAGAAAAGUUGAAGCAGGAAAGUUUGCCUGACAGAAUGAGAAGAAACCAUUGGAAAGUUUAAUUUUCCAGAAAAUACCUUAAUUGUGAUUCAAUGAUUGUUUAAUUGUAAUUAAUAACUUUCAAUGGAAAAUAAUAUUGCACAAAUAAGAAAAUAUCAUAAUUCUUUGUUAAAUUUA